ACUGAGGGCAGGGCUAUGGUUCCAUUGGAUUGGAUGAUGUCAUUGUAGACAGGGCCAUGGUUCCAUCAGAUUGGAUGAUGUCAUUGUAGACAGGGCCAUGGUUACAUUAUACGUUACGAUGUCACUGAAGGUGUGGCUAUGGAAUUAGACAUUCAUGUGAUUUCAUUUGUGCAAGGCAGAAAAAUACUGAUCUCCCUGAGGAUAUGAUGUCACUUAAAGUGCGGCUAUAAAAUGUGACAAGUCACACAGGAUGCCAUGAUGUCACUGAGGGCGGGGCUAUUGGAUUGGUGACGGCGCGGCUAUAAAUUGAGAUAAUGAUGGAACUGUCUGCCCAGGGACACAUGACCUGCAUCACACUACAAUUGUGUUUAAAUACGGAAGAAGAAAAUCAAAAAGUCUUAAAUCUAACUUGGCGGUGACAUAGUCCUGUGUCUACCUGUUAUCUGGCCCUGACCUAGUGCCCUCACACCCGGACCCUCCACAGAUGGGGCUCUAAUCUGGACACUGGACGUCUUCCAAUCCUCCUCAAGGUCUGAUCAGCUUUUCCCUUCGUGUUCCGUCCUUCAGGACACCAUGAACUGGCGCCAUUCCCAAGGAACAGUAUGGAUCCUCUGGAGAAGGCAGACAGGCUUUAAACUGUCCGAGCAUGCUGGGAGUUGAAGUUUAGCAACAUCCGGAGUGCCACAAUUUGAGACCACUGUUCUAGCCAUGUAGGCCGCCAUUGGGUCUAUAGGAGAACGCCAGGACGCGUACCCCGUAAGGAGAGAAGACGAGGACCCCGCUAGAAGACAAGCUGUUUGUUCUUCUGGAUGUUUCUUAAUGACUGGGGGUUCGGCGGCGCCUUAGGGUGACUCUUCAGCAUUGUGGGGUUGGACUCCUGCCGGGGACUGAGUGACAUUUAUCAGGCACCGUCCAUAGAUCUCUGUGCUGCGGAGUGUUCAGGCACCCUGGAGGUCACCGCAUUGGGGCUCCUGAUGCUGCAUGAAAGGACAGCUGAAUUUACUGUGGCCGUCUGCCUAUGUGUGGCUGGCAAGUGUGUGCUAUGCAUUUGGCUUCCUGGAUAUUCUUCCUCAGCCUGUCAUUCUACUGCGUUGAAGGUACCAUCCGAUCGGACGCUCAGGCUGUGGUUGGCCGUGUAGGAGAGAGUGCGGUGCUGCCGUGCAGCCUCCUCCAGGACGCGGGCCGCCCUCCCCUCUAUGUCAUCGAGUGGGUGCGCUUUGGCUUCAUCCUCCCCAUUUUUAUCAAAUUUGGCCUCUUCUCCCCUCGUGUCGACCCUCAAUAUCUUGGACGCUCGCGGAUAGAGGAGGGGGCUUCUUUAAGCAUUGACUCCCUCCGUUCGGAUGACCAGGGCUGGUAUGAGUGCAGGGUGCUGUUCUUGGAUCGUCACCACACCGAUGAGGACUUCAAGAAUGGGACCUGGAUCCAUCUUACUGUGAACUCCCCACCUUCUUUCAUUGAGACUCCGCCCAUAUACGUAGAGGUUCGCGUCGGCGACUCGUUGACCCUCACUUGCGUGGCCAACGGGAACCCCCAGCCGGUCAUCUCCUGGAAGCAGGACAACGUUAACGUAGCAAACGGGGACAAGAUCCAGGUCAAUAAUGGGUCCUUGCGUAUAAUCGGGGUGCAGCGCUCCCAUGCCGGUGCCUACACGUGCCACGCCGCCAGUGAAGAGGGGGAGGUGACCCACACCAGCCGUGUCCUGGUCCAAGGUCCGCCCGUUAUCGUCGUCCCCCCGGAAAACAUCACCGUGAACGUUUCACAGGACGCCUUCCUGACCUGCCAGGCUGAGGCCUACCCCACCAACCUCACCUACAGCUGGUUUCACGGGAAUAGCAACGUCUAUCUCCUCAGCCGUCUCCAGUCCCGGGUGCGGAUCUUGGUGGAUGGGAGUUUUCUGUUACAACAAGUCACCCCGGAGGAUUCUGGGAAAUACACCUGUAUCCCCAGCAACGGGAUGUGGAAGUCUCCGUCCGCCUCGGCCUACCUCACUGUGCUGCACCCCGCCUAUGUGACCGACAUGCCGACAGAAACCUUCCUGCCCGUCGGGAUGAGGGGUGUGAUCCGCUGUCCCACAAGAGCCAACCCACCAUUGUUGUUUGUCAACUGGACCAAGGAUGGGAGCCCUCUUGAUCUGGACAAGUACCCUGGCUGGCACUUACAAGAAGACAGCUCCAUCAUGGUGGCCACGAGUAAUGAUGACGCUCCCGGCACCUACACGUGUACCCCAUAUAACAGCUAUGGCACAAGCGGCAUGUCACUGCCCACCGUGGUUAUCUUAAAGGAUCCUCCAUCAUUCAUCGAUCUCCCCAAAGACGAGUAUUUCCAGGAUGUCGGGAGAGAGCUGAUCGUUCCUUGCUCAGCAACGGGGGACCCUCCCCCCAUCAUAAGCUGGACUAAGUUGGGGCUACCUGGGAAAAGUAUCGCUCAGAUGGACGUCAAUGGCAGCUUGGUGUUUCGGCCACUUACUAAGGAGGAACACGGUGAAUGGGAGUGCACUGCGGCCAACAAUGUAGCAAGCAUCAGUGCACUCACCACCAUCUUUGUUUUGGGCACCAGUCCCCACAUGGUGAGCAACGUUUCGGCCCAGCCACUGGUAUCGGCAGUGAACAUCAGCUGGGCUGGCGGCUUUGAUGGAGGAUAUUUCCAGCGGUUCAGCGUUUGGUAUGCCCCGCUGGUAAAGCGACUGUCUCACGGUCACCAUGAAUGGAUCUCCCUUUCGGCGCCGGUCGGAGCCAGUUCGCUGGUGGUGGAGAACCUGCAGGCCGACAGCCCCUACCAGUUCAGCGUGUUGUCUCAGAACAAGCUGGGAAGCGGCCCGUUCAGUGAAAUUGUGACCGCCUCUCCUCUCAGUGUCCCACCCACCACAUUGCCUCCUCCUGUACCCACCACAGACUCUAGAGAUACCCUCACCCCUCCUCGCUUCCUGGCUGCCAACGAGACUUCCGGCGGAGUGCUGCUGACAUGGGCGCCGCCCCUACGAUCCUUGUAUCCCCUGCGCGCGUAUGGCCUGGAGUGCCGGCGGGAUGAGGGAGACUGGGAGCUGCUCGAUGACGCCAUACUGACCACGCAGACCGAGCUGCUCGUUCCUGGACUGGUUAAGGACGCCCUGUACGAGUUCCGCUUGGUGGCGUUUGCUGGAGAUUACAUCAGCGAUCCCAGUAAUUCUGUGAAUAUCUCUACUGCAGGGAUGAAGGUCUACCCCUCGCAGACAGAGCAUCCGGAGGUCCAGCAGAAGUCUCUUAUGGCGGGAGUAGUCGGGGGCAUCUGCUUCCUUACACUGGCAAUUAUCCUCAGCACCAUAGUGGCCUGCUUGAUGAACCGGCGCAGAGCCAGACGAAGGCGCAAACGGAGGCAGCAAGAUGCACCAAUGGUCUUCUCCCAACCCAAGAAAGCUUCUCCUUCACAAAAUACUAAUGGUUCUAACAGCCCCGACAGUCUCGUGAGGCUCAAGCUUCAAGUGUCACCGUACGAAAGCUUCCGUAAAUCUCUCCACUUGGGUGAGAAAACUGUGAAUAACCUUGGUGUGAGCCAUGGAAGCAGCACAAGUGGCAGAUACACCAUUUACGAGAGUAAUGUCGGAGAGUGUGUUCCUUUGGAGAGGAUAAGCCGCGGACCCGAUGGACGUUUCGUGGUGGAGACAGACACUUGGCCAAACAGAGGGAGCAUCCGAGGCUUUCCAUAUGUGACAGAGACUGAUCUCUAUCCAGAGUUCAAUGCCAGGGACUCAUCAGACCUGAGUCAGUGCUCGCAGGCCAAAACAUACUUGCAGGUUUGCCAAUUACCCGAGCGACCAUCGGAAUCCUGGAGAGAUGAAGUGAAGAUGAGACCGAAGGCUACUGGGCAGGCUCGUAAGGAGGCAAGGGAUUCUGGAUACCGUCAAGGGAGAUACUUUGGUUGCAGCAGCAGUCCUUUGGAUGAGGCAAAACCCUUUCGGAUUCCAGACAUUAGUCCCGUGACCUCUACUGCAGCUUUACCUUAUAGUCAGGUGGAAGAAGCACGAUGUGGAGAAUCUGCUCAACAGGAAGGUGAAUUGGAGAGGACCAUUUCUACACUCCGAGAAUCAGAGACUGACUGUAUCUCGUCAUUGAGCACAGUUAUUAGAGCACCUUCUUUACUGUUACAGAAACCCUUAGUGCUCAGUGACCAAGCAAGCCAACUGAGACAUAGCUUGUCCACGCAGAGUGGCAUCCUCCAGUACUUGAGUUUACCAUUCUUCAAAGAGAUGAGCGUGGACGGAGACUGGCCAGUGGAAGACGAGGCCCAGACCAGAUCAUCAGAGGCAAGCUCUUCAGAGACUGAUAAAGAUACUCCUAAUAAUGUACAUAUGGAUGAUAGGACAUUAAUGGAUGUUGAUGGCACAAGCGGGGUUCGUAAAGAAGAAUCUCCAUGUGCCCCCCACCAGUUGUUGUCUCUUGACUACUUGAGCUGCAAACAAGAGCAAUCUGUGCCUGUUAAGUCAUUUCUUAAGCCACCGGAGCCUAACUUGGGGCCAGCAAAGGCAAUCUUACCUGGUAGCCUCAUGUGGACUCAACCACCCGAAAAUGCUGAACGUUUAAAGAUAGGGCAAAGAGCACAAUGGGACCAUGGACAUGCCCACCUGGAUAGUAGUAGAAUUGGCCACCAUAAUCCUUCUCAUUGUGAUUGCCCUUUAAAGGACCAGCCACUCUCAGUGUUCACGGACUUCCAUGCUCUGGAAAAACAAAGGCCUCCAGUAGACAGAUCUCUCUUUUUCCAUGGCUCGGAGAAAGUAAUGCGGAGCAGUCUCACCAGCCAGAGCAGUGGCAGAGGGAGUGUUUCGUUCCUUAGACCCCCAUCUUUGGCACAGUCUGUGGGGGGCAGCUACCUCAACUCACCAUUAGGUGAAACAUCUAGCUGGUACAGUGGAGGGGGCUCCCAGGGCUCCAGCGCAGAGGACUAUAGACACAGAAAGGACUCUUUAUUAGCUACUGUAAGCAACAGGAGGAAUACAUCUGUGGAUGAGAAUUAUGAAUGGGACUCUGAGUUUACCCUGGAAGUUGAUCUUCUGGAUGCUCUUCAAGUCUAUCGUGGCGGCAACAGUGGCCAAACCAUCUCCACCAUCUCUGUGGGGGAGGUAGAAAGACAAAAUGUAAAGCUUCCUUCAGAGGCGGCUCCAUGCCCGGCUGGUUCGGGACCAGUGGAUACUCUUGAUAGUCGCUACCCUCAGGCGUUGUCCAGCCCAGAAGAACGUUGCGCAGCCUUGAAGGAGGAGUUUUUAGAAUAUCAGAGGCGUAGACAAGCAGCACAGAAAAUACAUACAAGGAACAAGGACUACGAAGAAUGUUUUGAACAGGCUACACUGUUAUGACCCCCAUCGCUGUUCCCUAGACUGGAACAUUUAUGUGCAACAAGACCAGAAGGGACACUGUUAUUGAGGUCACUAUCAGGGGUAUUUUCAUCUCUAGUCUGAGUUUACCAUCAUGUUUACUAAUACCGGCCAAAAAAACAUCAGGUUUAUUGUCAAUUAAUAUAAAAAAGUGCUGUGAUGUGGGUUACUUUGGCAUCAUCUGUGAUCCCAUGGUGGUGCCACAAAAAAAAAAAAUUGUUACCGAUUAUUAUAAGAUGUACCUAAAUUAUAGGAUGUACCUAAAAUCUGUCCAAACUAAAUAAGAUUUUUAAUUCAUCCACUGCCUGUGAUGUCACAGGGCCUAAAAUGAUUCUUGAAAUUCUUAUAUGUUUUUUUAGUCACAAACUUGUAUCUAUGAUACAUGGGAAGUAUUAAAGAAUGUGCUUGUUCAACUGGCAUGUUAGGUUGAGAAAGUAUUAUCUGGGAUAAGAAGCAACCAAUUGCCCGCAGAAUGGCCUCAGUAGGCAUCUCAGGGGCCUAGUUUCUAUUAUGUUUCUUUUUUUGCUGUCAUUUACUGCAUUCUCAGACAGAGGUGAGAGGUGCAUGUUCUUAUGGACAUCUCCGUACAUGCAUAUUGAAAGAAAUUUCAGCAUUAACCUUGGUGCAAGCAUCUUUGUUGGAAUGGGGGAGGGUUCCCCUGGGAAACAAAGGCAGCUGAAACCUUUCAUCACUUUCCUCCUUAGCUCCCAGCUUGACAGGAGAUGAGUUUUUUGGGGGGGAAUUUGGCCAAUCUCUUUCGGCUUAACAUCUUUACUGACAGAAGUCCUGGCUCUUUUUUCUUAUUCUAUGAGUAUACUCCUUAGAGAGUAUAUAGGGAUCUAUUUGUAAAAAAGCGUAAGUGUCGACUGCUGCAACCAAUAGAUUUACUGUCAUUUUACUAGUAUUAGGAAAUAAAAACAGCCAUGAGAUUGGAAGCUGCAGACAUCAAAUGGGUUGUCCAAUCUGCCCCUUAUAAGUAAUAAAGCCAAGUUGGAAAAGAGAGCACAAUAGAUAGAUGCACAGAAUCCUGGCAUGGAUGCUCAACGUCAGUAAUAUUGGCCAAGUUAUCAGCAUGUCAUUCCCAAUUGGGUGCGUAAGUUGAGAGUGUUUUAUUGUAUAUGUACCAGUCGGUGUUUAAUAUUCACUAAAAAGGGGUUUUAUAGUGCAUAUAAUCCUCUGGAAAAUGCCUUACUGGGGCAAAUUGAAAAAUACCCUAAAAAUCGAGAGCCCCCUCUAUGUCAGCCAGGGCUAAAGACCGCCAGCGCCCAUGUAGCUGGUACUGGUAUAUGUCCUACAGUUGUAAGCACUUAAUAAGGUUUUAGACAUUUUUUUAGACCAACAAGUUAUUCCAAGAUCAGUUCUGUAUUACGACUUCAUAAAUCACCCGUAUGACAUGAUUUAUGGGGUGUUGUGCACAAAGUAUCAUUCCUAAUAGAACACAACUGGGGCUUAGUCACAGCAGACAGGCUGACAUGGAAUGCUGUACACUGAGGAGGCACAAGGCACAAUGAGCCUCAUGAUUAUUCUUUCCACUAUAUAAAAUAGGAUUCCUUGGAAUGUACGGCCAUUCGGUCAGUCACCAGGGACAGUUGUUUAGGUCCUUGUCUAGGCCCAGGGUUGGGAUGAACAGGUGGCUGUAAGAACUUGUCUACUUAUUAUAUAUAUGAAAACCUAAAUGCUGAUCCCGAUCCUCUA
This is a messenger RNA of Hyla sarda, 7039 nucleotides long. It is a transcript of the gene IGSF9, whose product is annotated as immunoglobulin superfamily member 9. The coding region runs from base 1019 to 5326 and encodes 1435 amino acids. The record is from RefSeq and is a predicted model, not a curated record. The transcript is spliced from 22 exons. Gene Ontology annotation, biological process: cell-cell adhesion. Lineage: Eukaryota; Metazoa; Chordata; Amphibia; Anura; Hylidae. Gene Ontology annotation, molecular function: protein binding.